Molecule: messenger RNA, 625 nt
Organism: Phasianus colchicus (ring-necked pheasant)
Lineage: Eukaryota; Metazoa; Chordata; Aves; Galliformes; Phasianidae
Source: RefSeq, a predicted model, not a curated record
GCUGGCAAACGAGCCGGGGGAGGUGGGCUCCGCCGCCGCCGGCACUGCGGGGUAUAAAAGCCGCCGGGCCGGGGGUGCGAUGAGGUAUGGUUGCGGUGUAGCAUGGAGGUUGGAGCGCUGCGCUGUGGCUGCUCACUCUCAGUGGCGCUGCCCCCGCGGGGCUGCGCUCGCGUCCCGCACGACUCCGCGCCCUUCGCUUCUCUCUCCACUUCUUCUUCCUCGCCCUGCCGCUCAGCGCCCUUCUGGAGGCCGUGGGCGCUCGGCCCCGCCAUGCCCCUGUGGGCUGGCCGAGUCUUCCGGAAAGCUGGCUCAGUACGCGCACCCCGUGAGACUAUUUUGGCCCAAAUCAAGGUGCUACGAUUACCUGUAUCAGGAAGCUGAGGCACUUCUGAAAAACUUUCCUGUUCAAGCUACGAUUUCUUUUUAUGAAGACACAGACAGUGAGGAGGAUGAAGGUGAACUGGAGCAAGAUGCAAGAGCAGAAUCACAUUGCUGAUGGCAAGAAAGGCCAAUCGAGACUACUUCUAUUAAGCUUACUAUAAAAAAAACGUAUUAUAGUAUUUUUAAAGAUAAUUUAUACGUAUGUAAAUUAUUCUUAAUAAAACUGGAAUGUUUUGUAAUUUUA